UGCAGUUAUAAAUAUGCUUCGGCUCGCCACUGUAAGGUGUGUAAUGAAGGGUGCGGUAGCGAGACCAGUUUGUGGAUAGCCCAUUUUCUGCGUAGUUGUGACAACGGAGUUUGAAACUUUGCGAACCCGGCACGAAAGUCAAAGGUGAACCAGAAAUGUUGAUUACCUUUCUUAUUCUUGUCAUGGUACUUGUCCCAGGGAUAUGUUGCGAGAGUCCUUGCCGUGCGGGAUUAUAUGGACAACUAUGUGACAAACCUUGCGAUUCUAGAUGUCGACCUCGCGCCAACAAAAAUACCUAUUGUGAUAAAGUCACUGGAGCCUGCUUAGAGGGUUGUGUUCCUGGAUGGUGUGGCGAUAAAUGCAAUAUUCCUUGCAGCAAUAAUUGCAUUGAUCACGUAUGUUAUCAACAAACUGGGCAGUGCGUAAAAGGCUGCAAAGGAAACUACAAAGGGAUUAUGUGUAACGAAUAUGAAGAGAGAAUAACCGCUCCACCAACAAAAGACACACCCAAAAGAGAUCUACCUGACGAGACACAUUCAGGCAACGGGUUCAUCAUUGCGUUCUCAGUUAGUGUUGUUGUCGUCGUCAUUUGUGUCGUCAUUAGUAUCGUCAUCGUUUUCAGAAGAAUGUUUAACACACACUGGAAAGGCAGUUUGGUCAAAUCUGGUGGAUCUAUCGCUGAAGGCAUUGAUGAAGAUGACGAGGAGACAAAUCGUCUUUGGCCAACGCAAAAUCCUUCAACCAAAGAACCCAAAAUGCUCACUGACCUCAACGAUGCGAGCUACUGGGGAGACUUGUCUCGUGUGAAAAGCAUUUUGUCAGAUGGAGAAGUAGAUAUAAACUGUGUCGACGAUUAUGGGAGGACACCAUUAAUGUGGGCGGCACGGCAGAAUCAGAAAGAAGUGUUUGACUUUCUUGUCAAAAAAGAGGCUGGCGUGUCACUACUUGACAAAAGCGGAAAUAACUUACUUCAUGCAGCCUGUUGUGGCGGAGAUAAAGAUAUUGUACGGUCUGUUCUCUCCCGUAGGUUAGUGGACAUCAACAGUAGAGAUAAAUACGGUAGGACGGCAGUGAUGAUGGCAGCAAACGGCGGUAAUCAAGACGUUUUUGACUUACUUGUGAUCAAUAAUGCUGAUCUGACAUUCGUCGACAGCGCUGAUGAUACUGUUCUCCAUGUUGCCUCUCUUGGAGGUGAAAUUAAAUUAGUGGAGUAUGUACUUUCCCACAAUAUUGUCAACAUUAACGCGAGGAACAAGGGUGGAAAGACAGCAGCUAUGCUUUCAAAAGAAAAUGGUCAUACGCCAGUGUAUGAUCUUCUUGUGUCGCGUGGCUGUCCCGAGAACUAAGUCUGAUAUAGUGAAUACAUCAGAUUGAUACUAGUACAUAACACAUAGCAUAUGUUUGUGUAACGAAUUGUCCAGGUAAGUUGUCUACCUAUCUGAAAAUGAUGUUAUUUAUAUUUUCGAUUUGCACUUUGAAAU
Haliotis rufescens (red abalone) is the source of this 1481-nucleotide messenger RNA. RefSeq names its product ankyrin-3-like. NCBI's taxonomy places the organism in Eukaryota, Metazoa, Mollusca, Gastropoda, Lepetellida, Haliotidae. The record is from RefSeq and is a predicted model, not a curated record. Gene Ontology annotation, molecular function: protein binding. The transcript has 8 exons. The coding region runs from base 156 to 1346 and encodes 396 amino acids.